This is a messenger RNA of Larimichthys crocea (large yellow croaker), 1559 nucleotides long. RefSeq names its product CD209 antigen-like protein 2. The record is from RefSeq and is a predicted model, not a curated record. Bases 57 to 1001 code for a protein of 314 amino acids. The transcript is spliced from 6 exons. NCBI's taxonomy places the organism in Eukaryota, Metazoa, Chordata, Actinopteri, Sciaenidae.
AACAAAUAACCUCUCCCGGACAAACAAGUCAGACUGCUCUAAUCUGAACAGUCAAAAUGGAGGACAGAGAAAGUUCAGGUGGCAUUUUUAAUGGUACGUAUAACAAAAUAAUUAGUCAAGAAGACUUCGGCACAGAUGAGCACCCUCUCUACUCAAACCAAGAGAAGCAACAAGUGUCCGUGUCCAUGGUGGGACCUGAGUCCAGUUUGGAUCACCACAAAGUGCUCACAGCAGGCCUGGCAGUGCUCGCUGUCAUUCUUCUGGCAGUUGAUAUUGGCCUGGGAGUCUAUUAUAACAAACUUACUGAUGGGCACCGUAUCAUAACGGACAUCAGCAGUGAGGUGGCCAAACUGCAGGCUACUUACAACGCUAUAAUCCACAGUAGGGAUGAAGCCAAGGAACAGUUGGCAAAAGAGAUCAGUGAUCAGCGACUAACUGAGUGGGAGCUUGACCACCAGAAGAGCAGAAUCAAAGACUACAGAGGGCAGGUUGACAGAAUUCAAACGGAAAUUGCAGUGAUGAAAUCCCACAUGCCAAUGAUUAAGGAGGGUUGCAGACACUGUUUACCAGGAUGGUCUUACAUGAGCUCAGUGUGUUUCUACAUCGCUUUCUCUGAGAGUCAUUCACGCAGUUCGUGGCAGGAAGCCAGACAGUACUGCACGAAACAAGGAGGCGAUUUGGCAGUGAUAAAUAGCAGAGAGAGACAUCUGGCGCUAGCUGAACUGAUAAAUAAUUAUCAAGACCGUUCAAGAUCAAUAAGCCAGAGUGGCUACUGGAUUGGACUGAGAGAUGUGGAGAUGGAAGGAACCUGGAAAUGGCUGGAUGGAACAGUAAUGACUGAGGGGUACUGGAAUGAUGGAGAGCCCAACAACCAGGGUAAUGAGGACUGUGCGGCUAUGUAUCCCAGAAGCAACCCCUUUAAGGCCUGGAACGAUGCUCCAUGUUCUUAUGACCUGAAAUGGAUUUGUGAAAUGGCACCAAGAUCUGCAUUUCAGAUCUAAUGAAUGAAAUGAAGAGUUAAGUCCGCAUUAGAGAUUUUUUUCAUUUUCUGAAUUGUUCUUUUUAUUGUCACAUCAAUAUUUGUUGAGACUACAAAAUGGCAAGGAAGUUCAAAUACGAAAAAUACAUCUGAUUUAUGAAAUGAACCAUAAAAUGUCUUAAUUAUCUUAUUGUAAUAAAUAAAAUAUUUACCUUUACUAUAUACAUAUAUAUAGCACUACUAUACACCCAACUUUACAUCAACUGUAAUUCUUAUAAAUGUCAUUUAUCAUUGACUUAACUGCUGGAGCUAGGCAUUCUGGUUCAAGCAACAGCUGUUAUCUUGGGCUUUUCACACCCAGCGGUUGCAGGCAUUUACUUUGAACGCUGUGAAAAGCAAAAAACUACCAAUGACCAGGGUUUCUGUAAAAGGAAAAUGGCCAGGAUAUUAUCUGAAAAUGCACCAGAUAGGACUGUCUCCAAUGAGACAACACACAGUUAAACCAUGUUACAGGUGUACCUAAUAAACUGGGAAUCAAGUGUAUGCGUACCAUUUGAUAAAUAAACACAAACCAAAAACA